AGAGACCUCCACGCCGACGUGGCCUCUCGCUGGGACUGCCAGAACUACUAUGGAUACGACAGAUGGUUUGCCGGUCAACGCAACGGGGCCUCUGGCCUAUCCAACCUCAACACGGAGUACAUUCGUCGCUACAAGGAGGCUAUUCCGUGGAUUCAGGGCAGGAUCGUCUCGAACUCUAGGUACCGCACUGAUAACACCAAGUUCUGG
This is a messenger RNA of Microdochium trichocladiopsis, 207 nucleotides long. RefSeq lists its product as uncharacterized. NCBI's taxonomy places the organism in Eukaryota, Fungi, Ascomycota, Sordariomycetes, Xylariales, Microdochiaceae. The transcript has a single exon. The annotation marks the transcript as partial. The record is from RefSeq and is a predicted model, not a curated record.